This is a messenger RNA of Cinara cedri, 13327 nucleotides long. Lineage: Eukaryota; Metazoa; Arthropoda; Insecta; Hemiptera; Aphididae. The record is from the annotation of a GenBank genome assembly.
CGCCGAACGGUUCGUUGCGCUCCUCAGUCGUCAUGUGGGCGCUCGGAACGGUCGUACGCCGACGGGACAGCUGCAGCAGUACGCGAACCGCGCGAUGGACAACCACGAAAAAACCGUACGUGACGCAAUAACGGCCGCGUUGUAAUUUAGUAUUUCUCGCGGAGUCCGGGACAAGUAUCCCGAGAAGCGCACGGGAAUUUCGAAAAAUCGUUAUACGCGUACAUUAACACGCGUUUUCCGUCGCGGUACAUUCUCGUGCCGUCGAUUUUCGUUUCGUUUCCCGGUCGUACAGCGGAUAACACGCGUACACAGUAUUGUCAACGUCUCGGGAACAACCGAGCUCGUACAGUUUAUAAUAAUAUAUUGUUGUGUUUUAUUGACGAUUUACCCGCACCGUUUUUUUGCGUAAGUACAAGCAUACAAUAUUGCGUUAUUAUUAUUUUAUUAAAACAAUUGAUGGUAAAUUAUUUGAACGGUUAGUGGCGAAGCGUUCCAUUGUAAUCGCCGUUUCAAACUGCAGCUAUAUUAUUGCAAUAAUAUUACGGAGUAACGAUAAAUCAACGCGAUUUUUAGAUACUGUCUAUAUAUUUACAUUGCAUAAUUCACUAAAGCAGGUGUCCACAGUUAAAUGUCAUUGUGUGUGCGAAACUUUUUAGUCGGACCAAAACUAUAAAAACGAAACUAUUUUAAUUUUGAAUCGAAAUUUGAACAUUUUGGGUAGUGUAGUAAAGGGUUGGUUAGGUUAAUUUCCAAUUCAAAUAUUGGUUUAAAAUAUCCAUUUCAAAUCUUGCGUAUAAAAUAAUAGAGAGUUGGUCUUCAACUCGAGUUUGUCUAGUGUUUUUGAGUCGAGUCGAGUAGUCGAUUUUUGAAAUUGACUCGAAAAAAUUAACACUUUAUUCGACUCAACUCAAUUUCAAAAGAACAAAACAUGCUCAACUCUAUAAAAUACUGAACAGGUAUCGAUUCGUUUUUAAAACAAAAUAAUACAUUUCAAAGUAUAAUAUAAUAUAUGCUUAUUAUAUAUAUAUAUAUUAGUAUUAGAACACGUUUUUAAACCUUGUUACCCCUAUACAGUUUUAAUUAUAAAAAAAAAAUUUGCAGCAUAUGCUAUAUCGCAUAUUCAAAUAUUGGACAAAAUCAUAUAGUUUUGUGUUUUUUAUAUUACACGUUUUGGCAAACGGUGCAGUACAAAUGUGCAGAAGCAAACAAAAUAUUUUAACUUGGCCCUUCGCUGAUCACAAAAUACUUAAAGGUAACAUUAUAUUACGAUAUUGAACAGGCAACCAAUGUUUGUUUUCUCCCCGUGGAUGAGAAUCGAAAAAAAAAAAAAGCACAAUCAUAAUCUAAAAAUAAUCGAGGUAUGUAAAGUAUAAUAAUACAAAUCAAUAUUCAUUAUUUUUAUUAUAAAUUGCAAAUUAUCUUUCUUGUCUAUAUUGAAAAAUACAAAAUUGACUGAGUAAACAAUUAUAAGUAAUAUGUUUUUGUAGCACCCGGUAAUUUGAGAUAUCUAAUAACCAUGCACAUUUUAAGUCUCUGUAUUAUACGACAUUACGAUCUGAAUAAUGAUUUGUAUGAAAUAAUAAUACCGCAUAUACCCACUUGUAGGGAACAGCGAUUGGUGUUUUGAUAAAUAUAAAUUAAUUUUUAAGCAUACAGUUUUCAUAAAUUUUAAUUUAACAAAUCUUAAGAGGAGUCAGAGUAACGUUCACCACCUCUGUCUAUCAAACAGGCAAUAUAGUAAAAAUGUCUGUUCGUACUUUCAAUAGUACUCAAAAUCCUAAUAAACUUAUUUUAACCAAAUUAAAGGCAAAAAUAUUUACUACGCCUUCAAAGGAGGAAUUUCUUGAUACAUAUUCAUUGUACAAUUUUCUAUAAAGAAAAAAAAAAUUUUUUUUCUAAAUUUUGAAGUACGAAUAGUUUAUCCGGAAAAUAAAUACCAACAAGGUAAUCUUCUAGUGAAAGAUUACAGUAAACGUUGUCUUUAAUUUGGUGAAAUCAUUUUUGUUUUAGGUCUGUUAUAGAUACCGAGUAUACUAUUGGAAGUAAGAAAACACAUUUUUGCUACAUUGCUCAUUAAAUAGAUAGAGACGGAAAAAGUUACUGCUGCGCCCCCUUAACAAGGUUAAGUUAAGUUAGGUUGUACUCAGUUGUGUUGUAAUACGCGACUAUUGAAAAAAAAAAAUUGAAUUCGUUAAUAAAAUUAUCAACUGCCCAAUAAUAAAAUCGAAUGCAUUUAAUUCACUGCAAUGGUCGUUGUAAUCAUACUCACUUACUCACUAAUACAAUUAUUAAAUGUACGACAUUGUUAAAUUAUUGAUCGCAAUAAUAUAUAUUAUUCGACUACAGGUACGAUAUUAUAACGUUGGUAAUUUCAUGUUUCAUGAACAUUUCAAAAACUAUUAUUUAGUUUUUCAAAAUUAAAUAUUAUACCAUGUUUGAUCUACAUUAAUUGUUCAUUAAUUAUACAGUUAGUUGCAUUAUUGUAUAGUAAAAUAUUUUCAUUUUAGAUUCUAAACGGAGCGAGGAAUGUAUUGGUUGUACAAUGAUGUUUAUUUAUUUUUUUUUAUCUGUGAACCAUUUUUCUACCAGAAAUUUUGCUACGGUUUUCAAGUGUGGCACUUUUUCUGAAAAAAAAUCUGACCAGCGUGAUAUUUUAAAGAGGUCGUUUAUUGAUUUUCCCAGGGAUUUUCAUAAUAAAUCGGAAAAAGCUGGAAAUUUUACGAAGUAUAUUAUUUUCAAAUCGUAAAUAUUACGGUCUUUCAAAACAUGUGUAAUCAAACUCCGCUCAAAAUUGUUUUUCGUUAGAAAAUAUGUAUCGUUACGAAGAUGUGUAGGAACAUUAAAUUCGCCUCUCUAUAUCCUACUUUCCGAAUUGCUCACUUACAACAAUGGCCCACCCAUCGCGCGAAGUAUGUCCGUAUCUUUUUUAUUUUUAAAAUAUUCGAGCGGUUAAAUGUUUUUGGCAUUUAUCGUUUUAGUAUUAUACAUGUAGUUUAUAACCUUAAUGUAACGAUAUUAUCUCUAUAUACGGUUUAUAUAAUUGAACCUAAUUGUACUAAUAGGCACCUCAUUGUCGCGACAUGAAUUAUGGUUUAAAUUUAUUUCACGUAAUACAAAUUGAAAUUGUCAAAAUUUUAAAAAUGGCCAUUGAAAAUUUCAACGGGAAAAAAACGUAAACUUCUACUUAUGCUAAUAAAUUAUUCGUCACUGUUGAAACAUGUUUGACGAUAAAGGUGAAUAUUAUAAUACGAGUAUAUUAUCAACUAAAAAAUCGUUACGGUAUAAUAAUUUACAUUGCCACUAUCUCAUAGCGCCGUCGAUGACAAGCUCCUAACGCCUAGCUCAUUAUUGCUAAACACGCCGCUCGAUGGGCAUACAGUCAUAAUGUUCGUGUCGAGUCUAUUAGCAAUAACAUUUUUUUGGCACCUCACUACAUAGACUAUAUAGGUACGCCAAGGGUAUUAUAAUUUAAAAUAAAGUUCGUUUUUAUUUUCCGGUCGACAAACCACUAGAAAAAUACAAUACCUUAUGUACGUCCUCAAAACACCGAUGACCAUUGAUUAUUCAUAUUUGAUUCGAAACGAUAAAAAAAGCCUUUCGAAAACUUAAAAACAAAUGUUUGAAAUAAUAUUGUACAAAAAAAAACUAUAAUCGAGAAAACUGUCAUUGUUCGAAAUAUUAAGCGGACGGAGUAAACGACCAUGAAAAAAAAAAAAUGACCGUUUAUAAAAGGCCUUUUUAAGUUCAUGCGAUAAAAAUCUAUUUUAGGGUUCUUUGUAAAAUAUAUAAUACCAGCUACUUCAGACUGUCAGAAAAAAUCACAAACGAUUCGGUUUUAUAGAUGUGAACGAUUUGGCGGAUAAACUUUACGAAUCGUUUCAAAUAAAUAACAUAUUAUUUGUAUGAGGAUUUGUAUCGAGAGAAAAAAUAUAAAACUAAUAAUAUAUAGACAUGUUAUAAUCACGAGUCUGAAAGGAAAAAACCAUAAGUAUAGAUAAUCAGAAAAGUCGUAAAAGGUUAAAGUUAUACACGGUCGCGUGCCAAAAGCUCAUUUUAGAAAUUAUUUCACAAAUUUCGUAAGGAAAUCAAAAUAAUCAAAUACCUAGUCGGCUGUUUGUAUACAUUAUUAUAUAUUUUAGAAUUCGUGUACACAAUUUGACAAAUGUUAUGUUUAUACCUGCUGGUGUAUACGUCAUUAUAAUAUAUUUUCGACAACAAUAAUACUGUCAGCAAAAAUUGCCCAUACACGCGUAUUUCGUUGUACAUUUUACCGAUAUCAUAUCUAUUUUGUACAAUCAUACUGUUAAAUGUUACGUAUGUAUAGUUAAUUUGUAUAGUGUUUGCACAAUUUAUCGUGUUGGUCGGCGCUGUUUAUACUAUAAUUUACUUCGAAUCGAGAAAACGCAAUAAAAAUCAUUAUUUAAAAGCCAGACAUAUUCAAUGGGUAAGUCAUCAGUCAUCAAUGUUAUAAGCGUGAAGAUGUAAUAAUAUAUAAUUAAAAACACUGAAAGCAACGAUGAACCGACCACCCGCCAGUUAUCUGCGGGUACCCGUAUUACAAACGAUUCUGCGCGGAGUUCGAUAAACUGGUAAAAAUUUGAAUCUUUUAAAGUAGACACUUAUACCGGGUGAUUCAUUUAAGUCAUGAAUGGGUAUAAUAAUCAUAAUGGUUAUACUCAUUAUCUCGGAAAGUAUUAACGUUUUUCGGAAUUUGUUUUCUAGACAUGCAAGAAAUAAGCAGCUCUACAAUUUUAUAUUUAUGUUAAUUUUUGUCACCCUUAGUUUUGGGGAUAAAACCACUAUCUACUUUUGAUUUUCAAAUAACAACCUAUAUUAAAAAGUCCAUAAAUAGAAGGAGCAGUAUUUAAAAUAAAUUUUAGUGUUGACAUUUUUGAUUUCCGUAAAGUCGUUUACGAGAUAUUCCACUUUUAAUUUUAGGUUGGAGGAGAGUAGUGGUGCAUUAUUAACAUGCUACCGUACCGCCACACUAAUGGUACUCCACUACUCUCUUCCGACCCAAACUUAAACGUGGAAUCGUCAACGGAUUGACGGAAAUUAAAAAUUUCAAUACUAAAAUUUAUUUUAACCAGUACUCCGUUUAUUUAUAGAAUUUUUAAUAUAGGUUUGAAAAUCAUAAGUAGGUAGUGGUUUUACCCCCGAAAAUGAUGGAUCGAAAAUUAACAUAAAUAUAAAAUUGUAGAGCUGCUUAUUUCUCGAAUGUUCUAGAAAACAAAUUCCAUAAAAAAUUAAUACUUUCCGACAUAAUGAGUGUACCCGCUUAAAUGAAUCGCCCGGCACUGCAAGAAAAAAUCCGACCAUUUUUACGAAUCGAAAAAUCGAUUUUCCGUAAAGCACACGUCCCAUACAGUUACACUACAAUGCCUAGUUACUUCGUUAUACUCGGAAUUUAAAAUUGGUAAAAAAAUAUUAACUAUUUUAAUUAGGUCGGCGGGCGAAUAAAUGAUGAAAACUAAACGUGCCUAUAUCGAAUGCCGUUUUGUAAAGAACGUAUUCGCUAAAUUGUCACAUAUUGUUUUUAAUAUUAUAUGUUAUGCGCGGGUGCGACACGUGUGUAUUAGUUAUUAGUUCCGGCGACAAUAUUAUAUAUUUAUAACGUCAAGACCGCGACGGUAUUUAUAUAUUAACGAUAAAUUGUUCUUAAAAGCUCACACACAUGAUCGACCUCGAAAGCACACACCUGCAACGAGGGCUGGAUGGCGAAUUCUCUCGACUCGUGUCCGAACACGAUUUAUUGUGUCCGGAGAGAUUAUAUUGUAAUACACCGACCUACCUACGCACUAGUCUUGUUUCGGCCGAAACGUGUGUUCGGCAGUCCAGAAGAGAUUACCAUCGUAUAAUUUAUACCAUAUUAGAUAGUUAUUUUGCAAAAAACCCCCGAUGGCACGCGACAAUAUCUGCCACCCAGCCGGCCUGAUCGCAGCGAACACUUAAAUAUUAUACGAUAAUAUUUUAUUUAUUGGCACCUGCCGUUUUACCUGCCAAUUACCUGCACUGACGUUAUUACAUUUCAGUAUGAUAGACAUAGAAGAAAAAUGCACCAAGUUGAACGAAUACGAACAACCAAAAUCAUCACCGCAACCGCCUCACCGCGAACAGAGGGAAGAAUGGGGCCACAAGUUGGACUUUUUAUUCUCGUGUAUAAGCGUGUCGGUCGGCUUGGGUAACGUAUGGAGAUUUCCAUAUUUGUGCUAUAAACACGGCGGAGGUGAGUAGUUUUUAUUUAUUUUUAUGGUGUAUAGUAAUAAUUAAAUAAGUCAUACCUAAAUCUAUAAAGUCACCGUUUAGCUAGUACGCGUUUUGAAAUACCUACUAAAAAUUAUACGACUAAACUCAUUACAUUAAAUUAUUUUACAUAGAUUCGGAUCGGAUUCUUAAAACAAUUUUAUGUAUAGCUACAUUUAGACACACUAAAAUUGACUGAAGGGUAUUGGAAAAAAAAAAAUAUAUAAAAAACAUAUAAAAUCCAAAAUCAGCACUAAAAAGUAAAAUCAAUUACCUAGUGUACUUAUAGGCAAUAAUCACUAAAUAUUAUUUACUUGUAUUAUAUGAAUCAUAUUUUUAUAACAGUCGAAAAUUUAUUUUGAACUAAUAAAAAAUAAUUAAAAUUAAUGCCGUCCAAAUCCGUAAUCUAUUAAUUAUAGUUCAAAAUUGUAUUUUCGUGUCUAGUGAAAUAUCGUUUCCGCUAUUUUAAUUACAGACAUUAAAAAACAGAUAUGGGUUAAAAACAGUUCCAACAACUUUUUAAUACCAGUUUAGGCAGUAAAUAGAGUUUAAAUCAAAAUAACUGUUUUAUAUUAUAUAUCGAACAUUGGUAAAAUUGUUAUUAUUAAAUUUUUUUAUUAAAACAUAUAAACUAUUAAAAUAUCCUUCCGCGUAUGUAGAGCUAAUAUGAUAAAUAAUAGGUACUCACCCAUAAUUGAAUAGGUAAAAUGUGUAAUUAUAUGAUUUUACCUAUGGCAAUUAUAAACCGACAGUACUAUUAAUAGAGUUGGCUACAUUAUUGUAAAAUGUCUAUCCUAUAAUACCUUCGUGUUGACAUUGUCAGUCUAGAAUCGAUUAAACAUGGAUGAUCUAUUGUUCACAUAAUAUUAUCUUAUCGAUGUCCAUAAAACAUCAUGGAAUAUUUUAUUUAUAAAAUAUUUGUUUAAACCUUAUAAUUUCUUGAUAAAAUACAACCUUGUUAAGUAUUCGAAUAUUUGUAUUUAAAUACUUUAGAAACACAUUUUUACAGAUACAUUUUGGUUACUUAUAAACAAAUAUUUUAUCGUUUUUAUAUUCCAAAAUAUUAAGUACUUUGGUUGAUUUUUUCACGAUCUUAUAUUUUUAUUGUUUCUAAAAUAAUAUUUUAUAAUAGUUUUAAAAAUGUGUAAUAAGAUUUCAUCAAAACUGAUUGUUAUAACUCAAUAACUCAUUAUAAUAAUAUAAUCUACUUAGUUAAAAUCAAUUCAAUAAACUCAUUUAGUAAUAUGAAUAAUUAAAUCAUUUGUUAAUAUGCAAAUAUGAAAUUCAUUAACCCGUUUAAAUUAAAUCAGUGUUUAUUUGUAAUAUUUUAAAUGCAGAAAUCGAUCAAAGCAUAUCUGUAUUGAAAAAGAAAGUAUUUUGAAUAUUUUUGUAUUAUUAUUUGUAUUUAUGUUCAAAUACUUAAAAAAAAAAAAAAAAACAUUCGAAUACAACUUACACAAGUACUAAAACACGUAUACUGAAUAAAUUAGAAAAGUAUUUCUAACAAGACUGAUAAAAUAUUAUGAUAAAAGAAACACACAAUUCGAUUAUUUUUGUGUUAUUCGAUAAUUUUAAAGUCCAUAUAUCAAUAGGAGGUACCUAAUUAUCAUUUGUAUUUUGUAAUGUUUAUUUUAUUAAACAGUUUAAGUUUUGUCAUUUCAGACUAAUUAUGAAAUUCUCACGUCAGCGGUACAGGUUUAUAUAUUUAGUCACUAGCUAAUAUUAUUGAAUAGUAUAUUGAUUAGAUACUUCUGGCAUUCUUAGUGAUGGUAGCGUUUUUGACGCCGGAUUUGAGACAAUACCUAUUGGUCGCAAAUAUAAAUAGUUCUCCACCAGCCUUAGGUACCACUGGUAAUUUGCUAUUAUAAUAAAAAAAUAAAACCAUUGACACACCUAUUAUGACGAAUAAAAUGUAAAAUAUAUACGUCACGUACUGAUUGGAUAAUAACCGAUUAUUGUAUGGAAGGACAAUACAACAUUAAUCGUAAUAAUAUUAUUCUGGGCAAAAAAGUCGACUCCAAUAAUAAACCAUUAAUUCAUAUGCGUAUGUAUUUAUACAAUAAUCAGUAUAUUACAUGGAUCAACAUGCUAAUUUUCUGAUACAGUAAUCUAUUAUACCAAAGUUUAAUUUAAUUUAAUAUGUAAACCAAACUUAAAUCUUACAUAUUUAUAAUUUUGUGUGUAUCUCACUCCGUGAAUUAUAGUUAAUCGUUUAUACAUUUAAUGCCUAAUAAUAACUAUUUAUGUGCCAUAACAAAAAUAAUAACAUAGUAAGAAAAAAAAAACAAUUUUUUUUAAAGUGAUGGCGCCAACCUUAAAACAAAAGCUUGUGGCUGGGUGCAGCAAAUUCUAAAUAUACAGAGUAUUCUACAGUGUUAUCCCUAUGCUAAAAACUCUGUUAUUAUUUUUUUUUAAAUAAUUAGAGGAUGAAAAUAAAAAUUCAAUUUUCUCUACUUAUGUCCCCUUCGCACAAAACACGAUUGAAAUAAAAAAUGUAAAACAAAAUUAAUAUUAAGGCAUUUUUUAUUGUAAUAUUCAGAACUGUAAUUGUUUCGUAAAAAAAAAAUAAUAAUACUAAUAAUACUAAUUUCUUUUAAAUUGUUAGUACUAUAUCGUUUAAAACAUUUCAGGGGCAUUUUUGGUGACAUAUUUUAUAGCCAUGGUAUUUUGUGGUGUACCGAUUUUUUUUCAAGAAGUUGCCAUCGGACAGUUUUUGGGUACCGGCGGAAUGACGCUGGUCGGAAAGCUAUGUCCAAUACUCACUGGUAAAAUUUCUAUUUGUUUAUUUAUAGUACUGUUAUAGCGUUUUAAUGCAUUUUACUACAUUUGAACUAAGUAUUUUAAUUUUAAUCAGCAUUAAGAACGAUGUCAUUACAAUAAUAUUAUGGCACAUUGUUUGCAGGAACAGGAUACGCAACGAUGACAAUUGUGUUUUUACUGGACGUAUAUUACUGCGUCAUUGUUGCUUGGACGUUUUUCUACUUGGCAAGUUGUUUUAUAUCAUUUCCAACCUUACCGUGGGACAGUUGUAGUAAGAUUCAGUAAAGAUGUACUUCGGAGUCACUGUUCUUGUAUUCAAUAUUAUAUUUAUGAUUUUGUUAUAAUAUUUUAUGUUUCAGAUAAUUGGUGGAAUACAGAAAAUUGUUUAAAACCAACUGGUGGUAAUUCGACUUUAAAAUUUUUCUGGACGGACACAAUAAAAGGAAUGUUCAACACAUCCUUGACGCUCAACGAUAAUCUAAAAUCUUGGAAUACGAUUUACUUUAACGAAUCAUACACGGCGAGCGAUAAGUUCUUUAAAAACGAUAGUCAACUCACGGCGUUCUGUCAUACACUUAAGUCCCUAUCUGCUGAAGGUCUAAAAAAUUUUUCCGACACCGAAACAAAUAAAUCUUCCAUCCUUUCAGUUCCCGAGAAAAGUAUAGAAUUUUUAAAUCAACUCCGAAGCUGUUUUAACGGGACUACAGUCACGCCGGCUGAAGAGUAUUGGGAGUGAGUUGCGAUGAGAAGCAUUCAGGGCUGUCUUAAACUAUGCAGGGGCUUUUGGGCACACAACAUUUGGGGGCCUUUUAGAAGCCAAAAGAACAUGAAUGAAAAACCAAUAUUAAUUUUUGUUUAAUGACCUAUGGGAAAAUAAUAUCUUUUUAAUCUUACAUAGAUAUUUAAUAUGUACAUAGACUUUUAUAAACGAUAUAUUAAUUGUUAAUUAACUAUUAAUAACAGUUAAUAAUAAGUAAUAAUUGUGUAGCCGCCAGCCGCUGCAGUAGUCUGUACAGCGGUCACCGUGUUUAUUGCAUGUAUAAAGAGUAAUUGACGGUUUUGAAACAAUUAAAUUUUGAGUCAAUAUAAUUUACUAUGUUUUAAAAUUAAAACAAAGCAUUUAAGUCUGACAGUAAAAUAUUUAGUUGAAAAAAGUCACGUCAAUACGUUUUAACGUAAAGAUGAAAAUUAUUUUUGUCGGGGCCCCCAUCAGGCUGGGCUCGUACCCCACGUGUCCUUAGUGUUAAAACGUUUCAGGAUGCAUUAUUUAUUUAAUAUAUUUAUCGCUAAAUGCUCAUGGAUUAUGUUAUACCGAUUAGGAGAAGAGUGCUCAUGUUGACCAGUGGUAUUGAAAAUAUCGGCGGCAUGCAGUGGGAACUGUUGUGCUUAUUAGGAUUGUCGUGGAUCUUGAUUUACAUUAUUUUGGGCAAAGGUCUCAGUCAAAGUGGAAAAGUAAUAUUUAAUAUCUGACAUAUCAAUUAUUUUAUACUUAUAUAUGUAUAACAACAGUGGUUAUUUCCAACAGAUCGUGUGGUUCAUAGCGAUGUUCCCAUACCUGAUAAUGGGUUCGUUACUAAUAAGAGCGGUGACGUUGGAAGGUGCCGACGAGGGCAUUAAGUUCCUGAUAACCCCAAAAUGGGAGAGUCUCAUGAAUUCGGAUACUUGGAUAGAGGGAACCACGCAGAUUUUUUUUGGAUAUAGUGUAGGCGUGGGUACCCUGCCGGCACUCGGAUCGUUCAAUCGAUUCAAUCACAACUGUUACAGGUUUAUAAUAUUAUAAUACUUAAUAUCUACCGGCUUCCUAGCCAGUAUACCUACUUAACUAUAGAGGAACACGAGCAAAAUGUGUCACGAAAAAAUUAAAACAAAACGAUUUUUUAUACAGAGACGCGGUUUUGACCUGUGUUAUCAACACGCUCACGUCAAUCAUACCGAGCGUGAUAACUUUCAGCAUACUGGGUUUUAUCGCCGCGUCCCAGGGUUCCACGGUCAGCGAUGUAGUGGAAAGCGGCCCCGGCUUGGUGUUCAUUACGUACCCUCAGGUGGUGCUGCAGUUGCCCGGCGCCAGGAUUUGGGCGGUCGUGUUCUUCGUCAUGCUCGCUGUAGGUAUGGCCGUUUUUAACUGCCCGGUUAUUGCCGUGUUCCGUGCGAAUAAAAUGCGUUUUUUCGAUAUAUUUACAUUGUUAGAUGAUUGGCAUCGACAGCGAAUUUUGCAACGUCGAAUCGUUCAUAACGGGUCUGACGGACAAGUGGCCCAAAUACUUACACGCCAAACGGAAAACAUUUACAUUACUGGUGUGCGUGUUUAUGUUUGUAUUGAGUUCGUCCAUGGUGACUAACGUAAGUAUGAUGGUUGUUUUCGAUUAUAUUUCGCAUAAUAUUAUUGAACGUUUUAAACUCACCGGCAGGGCGGAAUGUAUAUAUUUCAAUUGAUGGACACGUAUUCCGCGUCGGGAAUAUCGUUGCUUUGGGUGUGUUUCUUUCAGACAAUAUCGAUUUCGUGGUUUUUCGGAGCCGACCGAUUUCGCGAAUGCGUCAACCAGAUGCUCGGUUUCCGACCGAAUCUGUUUUGGUACAUCUGUUGGGUAUACCUCGCGCCUUUCGUCAUGAUAGUGAGAUAUUUGUUUGCAAUACUCGUAUAAAUUAUGGUUUGUGGACAAAUUAGACUAAAUUUGAUAUUUUCACAGACGGUGUUUAUAUUUUACGUCAUCAAGUACCAACCGGUCUCAUACGGAAAUCAUUACACGUAUCCGUGGUGGGGCGAAGGGUUGGGAAUAAUAAUAUCCUUGAUGUCCAUGGUCUGGAUACCGUUGUAUGCUGUAUACUACUUGAUAACGGAACCGGGGACUUUAAAACAAGUAGGAUUAAAUGUUUUUCCAUGGUAGUAUUUUAAAAAAAGAUGUUUUGUCUCUGAACAUACCUCGUUAAUGGGUACUUCAGUAUUUACUUGAUAAUUUUCAACUAAAAUCGCUUGUACCUAGAUUCAGUGGCGCCGAACAUGUACAUUAGGUGGUUAUCUAAGUAGUGGGUAUAACUGGUAUAGUUAAGUAUAAAACAUUGUAUAUUUUACAAUUAAUACAAGGAGAAGUAGACAUAGUAUUAAAAAUAACGUGAACUAUAGUCUAUUCCUAAACUGUCGUAGCGUGUACUGUGUGAUUUCAUGAGUACAAGCAAAUAGCUAUUUAACUAUAACUAUUUAAUUAAUAGUUUUACGAUGAACAACCAAUAGUAUCUAAUAUAUUUUUAAAUAUACAACAACGGCUAUGCCACCCACGACUUAGGUUUAAUACCGUGUAGAGGCAUAUGGGUAUAAAUUACUGCUUAUUGCCACACAUAUAAAAAAUUAGGUCUGCGCCACUGUCUACACGGGCAGGACCCAUUUGGACCAAUUUUGAAGACCCGUUUGGGCUAAAAAAUAAUACUUUUAUACAGCCCGUUUGGACUAGAAUAUUCCUUAUAUUAGUUUUACCGGGCGUUUAUUUAGCGAGCCUUUAUGUGUAGUAGUAUUUUAUCUGUGUUGUCUUAUCGUAUAUAAGACUUUGAAACACAGAUAUAUAUUAUAAUAUAAAGAUAAUGGAUAUAGGCAUAUAUUUAAUAUAAUUGAAUUGUCGGUAUGUUUUAAAACUAAAUUGAUACAUAGAAAUUGUAUGUAAACCUAAAUAAUUUACUUAUUACUUAAUUUAAAAACUAGUUUUCGUAGUUUAACUGAACGUUUAUUUAGCUAGUCUUUAUAGAAAUUUAAAAGUAUUGGUCCAAACGGGUUCACUAAAUUCUGGUCCAAACGGGUUGCAGUUUUAUCAGUGGUCCAAACGUUGCUGGUCCAAACGUGCUUCGCCCCCCUAGAUAGCUAGAUCCCUAAAUGGCGAUUGUCCUCUCAGUAGUGGAACGGUGUUUGUUAAAAUUAAAUUAAAUUUUCAUUACAGAAACUCGUACGAGGCGUUACACCCGUGCCUGAAGUCAAUUCCAGAAUAAAGUUAAAACGGGAAACUAAGAAGAUGAUCGACAAAAGAAUGAGUUUACAGCUAAUGGAAUGUAAUGCGUUAGUUUACUGCGACAAUAAUGAUGUGAAAAAUAUUCAAUAAAAUUAGUAUUAUAGUUAGUUAUAGGGUUCAAUAUUCCAUUAUAAUUAAAUCGAUAUUGUAUCGAUGUAUUUAUUAAAUAUAUUUAAAUUUUAAACCGUUAAUUUUGUUAUACGAAUAAUAAUAAUUAAGAUAUAGGACCUAUAUAGUAAUAUUGAAUAAAUAUCUAUAUUUUUGAAACGGAAUGUAUUGUUUCAUUCAUUAUUGUAGUGUUGAUUUUUCAAAUCACAAUAGCAUCUCGCGUG